Malassezia restricta is the source of this 408-nucleotide messenger RNA. RefSeq names its product histone H2A. Lineage: Eukaryota; Fungi; Basidiomycota; Malasseziomycetes; Malasseziales; Malasseziaceae. Gene Ontology annotation, cellular component: nucleosome. The coding region runs from base 1 to 408 and encodes 135 amino acids. Gene Ontology annotation, molecular function: structural constituent of chromatin; DNA binding; protein heterodimerization activity. The transcript is spliced from 3 exons. The record is from RefSeq and is a predicted model, not a curated record.
AUGUCGUCAGCAGGCACGGGUGGCAAGUCAGGACCUGCGGGGCAGAAGCCCGAGGCACGGAAGCCGGUGUCGCAGUCUGUUCGCGCAGGCUUACAGUUCCCUGUUGGACGUAUUCACCGUCACCUCAAGAACAAGUCGCAAAACAACAUUCGUGUGGGCGCCAAGGCCGCCGUGUACUUGAGUGCCAUCCUCGAAUACCUGACGGCAGAAGUGCUUGAGCUCGCAGGAAACGCCUCGAAGGACCUGCGCGUCAAGCGUAUCACGCCCCGUCACUUGCAGCUCGCCAUCCGUGGUGACGAGGAGCUGGAUUCGUUGAUUCGCGCUACGAUUGCCGGUGGUGGUGUGUUGCCAUACAUCCACAAGUCACUCAUCAAAACGCCCGGCAAAAAGAAGGGCGCCUCCGAGUGA